UCGGCUUCUUUCGGACCGGGGAUUCCUUCACAGCGAGCAUCGGGUGUCCUAAAGCCACCAUGUCCAGCAAAAGGGCCAAGACGAAGACCACCAAGAAGCGCCCUCAGCGCGCCACCUCCAAUGUCUUUGCCAUGUUCGACCAGUCGCAGAUCCAGGAGUUCAAGGAGGCCUUCAAUAUGAUUGACCAGAACAGGGAUGGCUUCAUUGACAAAGAGGACCUGCACGACAUGCUGGCCUCCCUGGGGAAGAACCCAACGGAUGAGUACCUGGAUGCCAUGAUGAACGAGGCUCCAGGGCCCAUCAACUUCACCAUGUUCCUCACCAUGUUUGGGGAGAAGCUGAAUGGCACCGACCCCGAGGAUGUCAUCAGGAAUGCCUUUGCCUGCUUCGAUGAGGAGGCCACAGGCUUCAUCCAGGAGGACUACCUGCGGGAGCUGCUGACCACCAUGGGCGACAGGUUCACGGACGAGGAGGUGGACGAGCUGUACCGGGAGGCUCCCAUCGACAAGAAGGGCAACUUCAACUACAUCGAGUUCACGCGCAUCCUGAAGCACGGCGCCCGCGACAAGGACGACUGAGCCGCCCCGCGCCGCCCGGCUCACCCUACAGCGUCUGGUCUUCUUCUCUCUGUUUCUUGCCAGCACCCUUUCUGCAACUGUUUUUCACCUUCCAACUUUUCCCUCUGAGGACUCUGGGGCUGCACUUCGGUGGCAGAAUGGUGGAGGUUGGAGCAGAUGAUCUCGUAAGGACUCUCCUGACCUAGGGUGUUGUGUGAACUAGAAGUGUGGGCAGGGAGAGGGGACACAGUGACAGAUGCAGACUGGAGCGCUGUGCACAAACUGCAACCCAGGAGGUGCCACCUCAGCAGGAGGAGAAACUUUUCUGGUGUGAGGGUGCUGGAGGCCUGGAGCAGGCUGCCCAGAGAGGUUGUGAAGUCUCCUUGUCUGGAGAGCUUCCAUCCCCAGCUGGGUGCUGUGAUGAUGGGCAAGCUGCUGUGGGUGCCCUGCUGGAACAGGGGGUUGGACUGGGUGAUUUCCACAGGUCCCUUCCUACCCUACCCCUCCAUGAUCAUGGAAGGCCAGGUAAAGAUGCCAGAGCUGCUGCUCCCUACUCAGAUGAAUUUCCCCUCCCCAGCUCAGAGCCUGCUCUGUGAAGCACAGCAUACAGAUUUCACACGCUAGGAGCCCACUCUUUGUCCAACCAGAGCUGUAAAUAUUUUUGCAGUCCUGUUGUCACCUCUUUUGGCCUUAAAAAUAAAGCGUUGGUUACGCUGCUGGGGGUACUCCAGUGCUUGCUUCCCUGAGC
Molecule: messenger RNA, 1305 nt
Organism: Indicator indicator
Lineage: Eukaryota; Metazoa; Chordata; Aves; Piciformes; Indicatoridae
Product: myosin regulatory light chain 2, smooth muscle minor isoform
Exons: 4
Coding region: 60-578 (172 amino acids)
Cellular component (GO): cytoplasm
Molecular function (GO): calcium ion binding
Source: RefSeq, a predicted model, not a curated record